AUGAAAUUUCUGAAUCUGCUAUUUUUGCAUUUAUCUUUCGCGGAAAAUGGCUCUGGCUACACUUUGAUGAGAGAAAAUGUGUCCUACUUUUGCUACGAUGACUUUUUAAUGCAGACGAGCUUAGAGCGUUCCCAGGCAGAUUGUUUAGAAUUCUGCGCGAGUGUUUAUGAUCCAGAGGAUGACUUCAGACCUGCAGGACCGUUUAACUACGCGCUUUAUGCGAAAGAAGAUGGGGCCUGUUUUUGCCAGACGCUUUGCUACUUACGCCAUUUGCCGGACGAGUUUCUUCCCGGCCAAAGAAAAAGUUCUAAAAAAUGA
This is a messenger RNA of Oikopleura dioica, 318 nucleotides long. The record is from the annotation of a GenBank genome assembly. NCBI's taxonomy places the organism in Eukaryota, Metazoa, Chordata, Appendicularia, Copelata, Oikopleuridae.